Messenger RNA from Vespa velutina, 14556 nucleotides. It is a transcript of the gene dati, whose product is annotated as zinc finger protein 853-like. Lineage: Eukaryota; Metazoa; Arthropoda; Insecta; Hymenoptera; Vespidae. Bases 1 to 3114 code for a protein of 1037 amino acids. The transcript is spliced from 12 exons. The record is from RefSeq and is a predicted model, not a curated record. Gene Ontology annotation, biological process: regulation of transcription by RNA polymerase II. Gene Ontology annotation, cellular component: nucleus. Gene Ontology annotation, molecular function: DNA-binding transcription factor activity, RNA polymerase II-specific; RNA polymerase II transcription regulatory region sequence-specific DNA binding.
AUGGAAGUCCAAGCCUCGGCCGUCACAGCGGCGGCCGCCAACUUGCACGCUCUGCGACAGCACGUCUUCAAGAUGUCUGAUUAUUGGCAGCAGCCGCAACGAGGCCCGCCUCAGCAUUCACCGGGGAUACAGCAUAGCCCAAUAUCAAACUCAACGCAACAGCAACAGCAUCAGCAGGUUUCGCAGAUGCACAGUCCCCUUGGCCAACAACAGCAGCAACAACAACAGCAGCAAGCGGCGGUGUCGCAGGUGCAACAAAAUGCCAACUCUGGCCUAGGACAAACGACGAGUCCGCAACAACAAUUGCAGCAACAGCAGCAACAGCAACAGCAACAACAUGCGAUGUCGAUGAAUCAGCAGGCCGCUCAGAGUGCGCAACAUCAAUCUUCCCCGGCACCCACGACACCGUCACCCCAUGCGGAUCACCAAGGUGCCAUCGCCUCGAGCAUGGCCCAAAGUCUCCAUACGUUGGCAGCACAGGCCCAACAGAGCAUGUCUCAAACGUCAAGCCCAUCGCUGGGCGUUCAAGCUGCCCAAGCUUUAAGCCAAAACCUAGGGCAAGCAUUGACGCAGGCCCUCACUCAAAACAUGCAACAGAACCUUGGUCAAACGUUGCAGCACAAUCUGGCGCAAAGUUUGACGCCCAAUCUGUCGCCUCAACAACAACAGCUGCUAAACCAACCGCAGAACCUAAGUCAAACCAAUCAAAGCUUGCAGAAUAUUCAAAGUCAGGCGCAAAAUCUUUCGCAGACGUUACAACAGCAGGCUCAAAAUUUAACGCAAAACCUCAGCCUGAGUCAACAACAGGCAUUGCAGCAGCAGGCACAGAAUCUCACGCAAAAUCUUCAACAACAGGCGCAAAACUUGACGCAAAAUUUGCAACAGCAAGCACUUAAUAUGGCCGGUACGAUCGGGCAAAACGGUGCGUUAACCGGUAUGAACAUGUCGGGCAGUCAACAACAAAAUUCUCAGAAUUCGAUGCUUAGUCCUGGCGCGACCAGCCAAGACUCCCACGACGCUACGCUCACGGAGAAGCUCGUCAACGAGUUACAGUCUCGUGCCUCUGCGGCGGGGCUUGGUGGUGCGGGAGGUGCUGGCGGAGGCGGAGGAAUGGGCAACAUCAGCGAACGCACCCUCGAGGAAUGCUGGUCCACCCUGCAGCGAUUCUUCUCGCAGAUCUUCAUGCACAAGAGCGCGAUGCAGAUGCACGCGAGGGAGCUGGGUGCUGGCGCACUGACGGCAAGACCCGGGGGUGGCGUCGCAGGAGGCCUCGCGGGUCUCAGCGUCGGUGUUGGCGUUGGCGUCGGACCCGGGGGCAUGAUCACCGGUAACGAGGUCAAACCACACCAGUGCCAGCAAUGUCUCAAGUCCUUCUCGAGCAAUCAUCAGCUCGUGCAGCAUAUCAGGGUUCAUACCGGCGAGAAGCCCUAUAAGUGCAGCUACUGUGACCGCAGGUUUAAACAACUUAGCCAUGUGCAACAACAUACCAGGCUACACACGGGUGAACGACCGUACAAGUGCCAUUUACCGGACUGCGGACGGGCUUUCAUCCAACUAUCGAACCUUCAGCAACAUCUUCGGAAUCACGAUGCCCAGGUGGAAAGGGCGAAGAACCGGCCGUUCCACUGCAACAUCUGCGGGAAGGGCUUCGCCACGGAGUCCAGCCUCCGUACCCAUACGUCGAAGGUCAGUCAUGAGUUGCAACAGCGUGUUGUGUUCCAGCAACACGCCGCCCUGAUCGGCGGCCCGAACGCAACCAGCUGUCCUGUCUGCCACAAACUCUUCCUCGGUGGCGAAGCUCUGAUGGAGCACAUGAAGCACACCCACAAGGAUCCAAAUGCCUCCGGCGUUGCCAAUGAUGGUGAUGAUGAUGAUGAUGAUGCUUUCGUUCCUUGGGACGCUUUAUCCUGCUUGGCAUUGACCUUGAAAUUGUCUCGCCCUAUUGUUCCCUCCGCUGACUGCACAACCUCCGUUGCCGGGGUUUACCUAGCGAAGCGACGGACGGCCAACCACCCGUGCCCGGUGUGCGGAAAACACUACGUCAACGAGGGUAGCCUUAGGAAGCAUCUAGCCUGCCAUCCUGAGACCAGUCAACUUAGCACGAGCCUCAGAAUGUGGCCGUGCUCGGUGUGUCAAGCGGUCUUCACUCACGAGAGCGGUUUGUUGAGUCAUAUGGAACACAUGAGGAUGGAUCCGAAACAUCAGUUCGCGGCGCAAUACGUGUUGAGUCGCGCGGCGGCCGAUAGGAGAGAAAGGGAAAUUCUCGCGAGUUCGAGUCUAGGUGCGGGGCUAGGUGUUUUGGGAGGUCAAUCUGGAGGACCACAAAAUUUGCAGCAACCACCGAUGUGCCCAUCGCCGUCGGCCCACUCCGAUAGCAGCAGUGGAAACGGACGGCUAUCGUCGGCCGGAAGUGAACCUGAUUUCUGCGCAGGCACCGGUCUAUUGAACAACAACAACAAUAACAACAACAACAACAUGGCAUCGCCAGGACCCAGCGGUAACAAGCUGAGUGAAAUGUUGAGAGCGGGCAGUCAGCCGGGUUCCGCGCAACAGUAUCACGACGAGAUGCAAUCGCAACAACAACGCAUGGCCGUCAUGGCCGCCGCCGUGUCAGCGGGUCUACAAAACUCGGUGUCGCCGAAUUUGUCGCCCGUAGAUAUGGCGUCGUUAGCGGCAGCCAUGAGGAUGGGUAACAACGGAGAUAUGAGCGGCAGUGCUCAAGGAUCAGCUGGAUCUCAACAACAAAGUGUCCAGGCUACUGGGCCCGAACAAGCUCUGAGAAUGCAUCAAGCGGAAGCUUUGUUACGUUCUCAAGCUGAAGCUGCCCUUCGGCUAGCGGUGUCCCAGGCAGCGGCCGCAGCGGCAAGUUCAGCGGUUGGGGGAGAUGUAAGACAUCAUCUAACGCAACACAAUGGCGGCGGAACUUCCGGUAUACCAGGACAUCACGCGAAUCAACAAAUGUCACAACAAGACAGCUUGUCGCCCGAGUUCGGGGAAGCUCUACGCCUACAGGAGCAACGAUUAGAGCAAGCCCUAAGGCUUCAUGGUGACCCACGCGCCCUGAGUUUUACCAUCCAGCAGGUGGUCAAUCAACAGAACAAUCAGCAACCAUGAAAGUUCAGUUACUACUGAGACGAGUGGACCCCUUGGACGCAAGAGCAGACGGCUCUGCAGCAAGUCGAGCGUAUGAACCAACACCAGCAGCAGCAACAACAACAGCAACAUCAACAACAAGCGCCGGAACGCUUGACACCUUUAAAUAAUCAUCAGCAGCAGAGCUCGUCCGGCAUCGGCCAUCACCAGCAUCAGCAACAACAUCAUCAAGAGGAUCGAGGUGUCAAGAGGAAAGUAGAAGACAUGCUCGGUAAUGCUGAAAACGCGUAAAAAGCGGUGCGUUCAAGUGCGGUCAUCAACGAAUUCGCUCAACGUCUCAGCAGUAUGAAAAUGAAAAAUAAACGAAAGAAAAAGCGCGCGGAAGUUUGAAAUAAAAGACUUCGUAGGCGGACCGGACGAUUGUUUUUCAAGAAAAACACGGCCCGAACUCCGUUAGUUUUCGCGAACCUCGCGAGAUCAACGAGCCGAACUUGUUUAGCCGUAUUGAAACUCGAUACUCCGUUCGAUUCAAAUGAUCCAUCGGAGACGAUAUUAGAGAUGUAGGUACGGCUAAUCCGUUGCACGGUGUCGAUUCAACGUAACAGUGGCGACGCUUGCCUCCGACUUUUACGAUGUUCCUCGCGUCGUACACGCUGUUCCUAUUUCGGUCCUAAAGAAAAAAAAAAAAAAGAAAAAAAAAACAAAUGUACUGAUCUCGAUCGAGAACGUCGUGUACGCGACACCAGAAAAGAAGAGAGACAGAGAGAGAGAGAGAGAGAGAGAGAGAGAGAGAGAGAAGAAAGAGAGAGAGAGAGAGAGAGAGAGAGAGAGAGAGAGAGAGAGGGAAAUAGAAAGAUAGAAAGAAGAAAAACAGAGAGUGCUAUAUUAUUGGUGUUUUCGCGUGUAAAAAAAAUGGACGUUCUCGGGUCGUCUUCCGCCGACCCUUUUCUCAAAUCGCGAAUGAUACCAAUUGUACUGCAACAUAGAAGAUUCUGCAACUAUAGAAGAUAAUACUAACUCUAUCCUCUUCUACUUUAAGAUCCUCUGAGAUCACAGGUACGCGUCGCCACCGUUACGACCUUGUGUCGUCACCCGAAACGUGCCAUAAUGAAUGAAUGGAAGACCGUAGUCGUUCGACUCGUCCUCGUUGUGUGUACUAACACGACCACUCCUCGUCAGUCGGUCGCGUUCCGUAUUGCCUUGAGGACGUGUGACGCGGUACUUAUAUGACUUUUUUUAGUACAAGAGCCAUAACGACGGUCAACGAGAAUUCACAUGAUCAAGUGAUCCUCAAGUCCGAUUCGCGGUUCAACAACCGAGCUAUAUGUAUAUUUAUAUAUUUAUAUAUACAUAUAUAUAUAUAUACAUGUAUAUAUAAUGUCCGCACGAACAUCGGUCAUUAUAUAUGUAUAUGUAUAUAUACAUAUAUAUAUAUAUAUAUUUAUAUUUAUAUACAUAUGUAUGUACAUGUAUCUAUGUAUGUAUGUAUACAUACAAGCCAGUCUCAAGGUUCCCUUAAUCUUAAUCUCCUGUAACGUUUAAGAAGACGAAUAACACGCGAUACACACAGAAACACAGAUGAAAAAUAGAAAGAAAAUGGAUAGAGUCGGAGUGAAACCGCCGUACACGUAUACGUGCGUCGACAAAACGAUGAGAAGAUCGGUCGCAGCACUCUUUCGAGCGAGAGAUAAACCCUUCUCCUCGUAAUCGUAAUUCACGCUUACGGCUACGUGAAAGCACACAUAUUAUAUACACGCAUACACACAAAUAAACUCCGUGAAGAGAAGAAAGAAAAUAGGAGGGCCGAACGUGUUUCUCAACGAGCGUGUCGCGUUCCCGAAAAACAAUCCAAACGAGUGUGAAAGAACGUUAGUGAUAAACACACACGCAGAGAUUCACACACACACACACACACAUACAGGCACACACACACGUAUAUAUAUAUAUAUAUACACACGCUAAUAUAGCGUGGACAAAUGGGGAACGCAUCACACGCAUAUAACCACACACGCACGUAUAGACAUUUGGUAGGACACACUCUGUACACAUUAAGCACAUACUGAAAAUACAGUUACUGGUAAGAUACACAUAAAUAAACACACACACAUACAUAUAUAUAUAUAUACACACAUAUACACACAUACGUACUGUGUAAACUCUUGAAGAAAAAAAAUGCGCGCAACUUGUGCUCGUGAUAGCACGAAAACUAUUAGCUCGUAAGCGGACAAACAAAAUAUAAUUAUUACAAACAGUUAUAUUAUAUAUAUUAUAUAUACAUACAGAGUAUGAAGAGUAUGAUGGAAGAAGCGAAGAGAAACAAAAAAGAAAAAAAAAGAAAAGAAUAGUGCACGGGUGCGAAAAGAGAGAAAGAGAGGGAGAGAGAGAGAGCGAGAAAGAGAGAGUGUGUGAAAGAGAGAGAGAGAAAGAGAGAGAGAGAAAGAGUAGAAAGUCACCCGAGUAAAGCACGCAAAACACACAUUUUAAAAUGAAAAAAAAAAAAAAAUUUGAGCGUGAAUGCGAACGAACGUUUUUCGUGUGCGAGCACGCUCGAGAUGAUGAUGAAGAGAUAAAUAAAAAAAAAACUAAAUGCUAAAUAUUAUAUAUAUAUUAUAUAUAUAAAUAUUAUAAAUAAUGAAUAUAGGGUCUAUGAGACUAGGAUAGUUAGGCGAAAGAGAAAUUUCGUGCGAAUGAGGCGAGCGCAUCUGUGCGAUUUUAUGCGAUUCCAAGUAUCUUCGCCGAGAAAAUGUAUAAAUACGAAGAAUGAUUGAGAAAAAGAGAGAAAGAGAGAGAACGAAUGAAAGUUAGUGAGAAUGAGUAUGAAUCUACGAGUGAAAGAGAAACAGAGACAGAAGCAAUAACGAAAGAAAGAACGAGUGAAAGAGAUCGAUGAAUGAGGCGACGAAAUUGGAAACGACGCGUAAACGCACGGAUGCGCACGCAGUGCGAAUGUUAGAAUCGAGCAAAUGAGAAUGCUUCGUGAGCAUCAAGGAAGAGAACGAAUGCGUGAAGAUUAAAAAAAAAAAGCGGAGCGUUUGAGAUUUUAGAAUGACGUGCUUCAGGUAAUCUGAGGUCCUGUGAUCGUUAUAAGCGAAAUAUUUUUUUAUUUCCGGGUAAUAUAUCUGAACGCGUAAAGCACUUGCGUCGUUUCGAACUUUUACUUGCAAUAUACCGUUACGUUCUCGCAAUACUUAGGAAGAAAGGAGAUUGAACAAAAGAAAAAACGAAAAAGAAUAAAAUAAAGACGAAUAAGAAGAGAAAUGGAUGAGAGAAAAAAAUAAUACGAAGAUGAGGAUGACGAAAGGAUGAUGAAAGUGUAUCGUAAAAAGUCCGUACGUUUUGACCAUGGAGCGAACUAUAGGAAAAAAAAAACUCGAGCCAACCCCCUUUGACCUUUUCAAAAGGCGACCAUUCAUACUUUAGAAUCCUAUUUAACCUUUCAUGUUACUUCACCUAAACCUUCACCAUCACGGGAUGAACAAAUCUUUCGAUCUAGUUUCCAAUCUCAUGUCAUUUAAAAAAGAAAAAUAACAAAAUAAAAAAUAAUAUAUCGUGGAUCGUCCGUACUUUCGAUGGGAUUUCUUUCGACAAUUUCAAUUAUAAGACGAAUAUUGACGCUAUAUAUGCGCUAAAUCGACGAGAUAACGAAACUGAAUUUUACAAUGUUAAUCAUUCGCGGACGUAACAAUGAUUGAAAGCGGGAGAUAAUAAUAAUAAUGAUAAUGAUAAUAAGACCUACAAAAAGUGAAAAUAAAAAAUAAACGGAGCCCUCUUUCGGACAAAGAAAAAACGAGAAAAAAAAACAGAAGACAAAAAGAAAAGAAAGAAAAAGAAAAAUCAAUGCCGACGGUAACGGUAAUUAUUCGGAAAAAAUAAUAAAAAAGUAUAUAGAGGGUUGAUUAAAAAUUAAAACGGAUCGGAAGUACAAAAGAGGCGCGAUAAGAUUCGACUCAUUGUCAGAAGACGUUCGACUUCGUUUCUUUGACUGACAAUCGCGGAACUAGUAGAGUGCGGAAACGAAUGGUAGCGUGCCGAAUAUAAUAAUCUCUUUCCUCUCCCCUUGACAUACGUCGAACCGCGUUGUUGUUGUUAUUGUUAUUGUUGUUGUUGGCCCCCAUUCGGAGACUCUCGACGAGACUUUUCGUUCUUUACCGGCUCGUAACUUACUACCUGAUAAUAUCUCCCGCUUUUGUUGUUUCUUCCACGAUUUGAUUUGAUAAAAAAAAAUAUAUAUAGAUAUAUAUUUCCUCACGAGUUUCCUUGACGGAGAAAGAAAUUUUUUUUUCGAAGAACUAUUUCGGAGCAACAAAAUUUCUCAAAGAAAUUCGUUAAUGCCCUAUAAUUUAAUACCGUGGACACGAGAAUGAAAAAAGGAAAAAAGAAAAGAAAUGAAAUGAAAAGAAAUGAAAAUUAUAAAAAGUCAAAGGAGAUAGGAAAAAAAACCCAUCUAAAGAAGGGAAUCGAUCGAUUUUAAUUUUUAUGUUAAAUCUAGAAUGAAAUAACGUCGGGUUUUGGUGUCUCUCUCAUUUUCCCUUUUCAAGGAACUUGUUCCCGUCAAGUCCCUUUGUUCGCCAAUUACGAAAGUAUAGCCUAACGUCGUCAUCUUCGUUGAACGUAAAAGACACGCGCCAAGAAAAGCCGCCGGGUAAACAGGCUUUUUUCACCAUCCGGGACGAGAAAAGAAAAGAUCGCUAAAGGAUUCAUCGUCAAAGCUACAUUUUACAAUCGAACCCGCCUCGCGCGCGAGACUCCGGAGAUAUCGAAACUUUCGACGAUCUCGCGCCGCGGUCAAGAAAUAAUUUUGCGUCUCGUUAAAAAUAUGAAAUAAAGGAAAACAAUUUUUUCGAUCAAACGUGCCCCAAAAUUAACUCGAUAGACCAAAGCGCGGCGUAUAACGAGAAUAAAAAAACAAAAGAAAAUAAAAAGAAAUCCAAAAAAUGAGCACUCACGAGAAUGGAGAAACAAAAAUUAAAAGCACGAAAAAAAAUGUUUAACAGGAUAAAAAGAAAAAGUAAACUUCGUUUCCCGAGUCUCGCGCUGAGCGAUCGCGGGUCGAUCAUUGGUCGUUCUUAUUAUAAAGAAUUUUUACGUUACAGGGCGUUUUUUCCUCGGAUUAAGUAGUAUGUAAAUACACCUUGAUAUCACAAGCAUAAACUGAGAAUUUACUGGUAAACUUAAAGGAAGUACAUAAUGCGAAAUAGGGUUAGUUUCUAUGUAAAUACCUAAAGCUGGACGAGUGCAUACACCUCGUUCAUGCAACCAACGAUAAUCGUUUUUAUCGAACCAGAGCUUCUGUUCGUCGUCGGUGUACGCCUGGACGUCGAUGAGCGUUCCUAUUCGGAUUAUCCUCUUACGCUCGUCUUGGAACAAAUGGCGGUAAUCUUAAAAGGAACGCUCUGCGAGCCGAGCGUCGCUGAUCGGGAAAUUCUUUUUUUUUCUCGACACCGAUACUCUCACGCGCGACACGCGCCUAUGCAUAUACUUACACUUAUACUAACACUUAACACACUUAUGCAUACACACAGAUACACACAUAUAUACACAUACCACAGACACACAAAGAUAGCCUUGCGAUGGAUUGUACAGCUAUGCUAAAACAACAUUACCAACUCGAACAACAACUUUCGGCAUUAUCAUAUUACUCUUGCACAACUCGGCACCGAUGAGAAUUCUAUAUAUAUAUAUAUAUAUAUAUAUAUAUAUAUAUAUAUAUAUAUAUAUAUAUAUAUAUAUAUAUUUUUUUUUCUCUGACUUCGGGCUAGGGACCAACAUUCGGUUUUACUCAGCAUCGAUAAAGAUAAUCGGACCGACCGUUUAGAUAGAGUGACAAAAGAAACAACGUAACGCUGUUUUAUAUUUGGGACGAAGCAAAGAUCACGAAUUAUUUUUUAACCUCGUUUGUCAUGCACGUAUCGAAAUAUAAACGAAAAUUCGUUAAUUAUAGGGAAAGAAAGAAAAAGAGAGAGAGAGAGAGAGAGAGAGAGAGGGAGAGAGAAAGAAAGAGCGAGAGCGUUGGGUUGAUCGGCAUGAAAGAUUUGUGGAUGUCAUUUUAACUGCAAUAUCAUUUAAGUUGUGUUCUUUGAACAUGACUUGAAGGUUGCGAAAUUUUUGAAAGGUUGAAGCGAAUGUGCAUGAACGAGAGUGCGAACGAACUUAGCUUCGAGGGCACAAAGUUGAGAUUUAGAUAAACCAAACGGAAAAGAGAAAAAAAGAAAAAAGAAAUACUACAUAGAAAGAAUACGAUCCGAUCAGAAAUUUUUGAAUGACUUCGCUUUCAUACAAAAGAUAUAUAUGUGUAACGAUAAUCAACCAAAAAAAGAAAGAAAGAAAGAAAGAUAAAAAAAAAAACAAACAUCAUCGACCGACAAAUCCCAACAAUUACAAAAAUCAUUUCAAAAAGAUUAGAGUAAAAAUAAUAAAGAGCUUGAUUUUUACGGUCCCUAAGAAAAAUCCACGAAGGAAAAAAAGAGAAAGAAAAUAAAAUGGGUGCACAAAACAAUACGAUAAGAGUGCAGGAAAACAAAAGCAAAACAAAAACAAAAAAAAACAAAAAAAGAAAAAAGAAAAAGAGAAAAAAGUGAAAAGAGAAAAGAAAAAAAUGAGAAGCUUUCGAAAUGAUACAAAAAAGAAAAAAGGUUAGAAAACAAAGAAAAAACGAUAAAAUCAAAAAAGCAGUACCAUUUAUCACCACCAUCACCAUCACAAAAGAUAUAGAACAACAGCAACAAUACAAAAAACACUAUACCACUCUAACCACCCACGUCAAAAUCCUUCAUGGACGCGAGCACACGCACCGUGGACCCAUGAAACGAUUGACAGGCGAGAAUUUUUCAACAAAAAAGAUAAUAAUAAAUAAUUUAAAAAAAAAAAAAAAAGAAAAACGGUGCAUCCUGCCGUGCGCCGAGGGUUGCUUUUUCAUGUUGAAUGCAAAAGUAACGAGAAAGAAAAAAAAUAUGUAAGUUAGAGAACAAGCGCACACACACACAUUCGAACGGGGCAGCCAAUUGAAAUUUUCCCCGCUACCCAACUAACCUUUUCCAACCGUUAAUCUGACAGCCAUUAUCCCCGUCCAACCUCUAAAAACCAUCACCCCCACCCCACCCAAAAAAUAAUAAUAGAGAGUGAGAAAGAAAAAAAAGAAGCAUAAUAAAUAUCAAUCACACACAUCUCCGCGCGAGAAGGAGGAAUUCCCGAGGCGCCGGCCCGUGCCCCGCGAACGUUGUAUCAUAAUUUAAAAUUAAAUGAAAAUAAUAAGAAGUAACGCAAAAAAAAUAAUAAAAAAUAAAUAAAUAAAUAAACGCUAAUAAUAAUAACGCGAAAGAAAAGCUAAAAAAAAAAAUAAAUAAAUAAAUAAAUAAACACAAUGAAAAGCACACAACAUUACAAUAGCUCUAGUAGUGUAUGUUCUGUAAUCGAAGCAGGAAUAAGCGCAGAUAAAUGAUAAAAAUAAGCGCGCACGUCAGAGCGUCCACCUUUUUCAAAAAGAGGUGGGAGAAUGACGUGCCGCAAAAAAAAAGCACAAAAAAAUAAUUUACAAAUAUAUUGAUUUACAUAUGCCCGUAACUAAUAAGCGGGUCGGUGGCGCAGCGCUCGCGAGCAGCAUUCGCCCCAUUUGUAAUGUGCUCUCUCUAGCUCCUCCAUCCUCUUCCAUAUAAACGGGCAACGAUCUUCUUUCUCGUUUAAUUGUUCACGGGGGAUUACCGUUAUACUUAUCAAACUCGGGCCAGUAGGUAAAUGCGAAUCUUCGAAAAGUGAGGGAAACGGAGAAUGGGAGAGCGUACGAACCCGAAAGGUUAAAACGGUCCUUGUGCGAACCAACUAGACUUAAUUCUAGUCUAGCUCAACGAGAAGAAGACAAACCCGAUUAUCACGCUAAGAAAUGAAGAAAGAAAAAAAGAAAGAGAGAGAGAGAGGAAGAGGAAGAGAGAUAUAUAUAUACAGAGAGAGAGAGAGAGAGAGAGAGAAAAACAGACAGACACACAAAUAUGUAAAUUAUCUGAGGCGAGUCUAUGCGGCGAGACCCUGCAAAACCGACCCUAACCAUAAUCUUAAUCUCUUUCAUGUAAAUUUGCUAAAUGUUUAAAUAAUCUAAAACUUGCCAUAGCCCGGAUGCGCUGGUGCAUACUCCCAGCGCAUACACACUACAAAUACGACUCGACUUAACGAAUAAAUGCAAAAAUCCGCGGUAACGUCUCCAGUGCAAAUGACGUUUCAGGGUUGAGCGACGCCCACGUCAAUCAAUGGGAACGCCCGCGGUAGAAUUGGUAUUCUCGACAAGGAACAAUUCACAACAAGCACAGAUUACAACUACAGCAACAGAGGAACACGAGCAAUUACCCGAAUACAUCGGACACAAAUACACGCACAGCAAUUGGUAAGGAGAGCCCUGUACACAUAAACACAUUCUUAUUACACGCUCGACAAACUCUUACACUAUAUCUACACUUCGUACACAUAAUAAAUACACAUGCUACGGAUAUGUAAAGCCAAUUGAUUUUGUAAAUUGUCCAAAAAAGGAAAUUUUUCGUGUGAGUUUUAAACGGCAAAAGAAGAAAAAGAAAAAAAAAAAGCAAAAAAAGAAAAGUAAUAGAAAAAUAAUAAUUUCAAGAAAGCUUAACGUGGCAAAGCAACAAUUAAAACAUAUUCGGCCCAACAUUAUAUCUAUAUUUAUACGAUAUUUUCAUGCGACAAUUCGGAAUAUCGCACCGAUCCGUCUGGAAUGGAUUUGUUGGAGGAUAUUUGAAUCGGACCAUCCUUCCAGGUGGAAAGGAUCCAUACCACCGAUGAAAAAAGCUUCACGGUGGCUCGAGCAAAAGAAAAAUAAAAAAAAAUAAAAAACAAAUCAAGAAAAAAAAACACAUAAAGCUAAUGUUUUGAAUAAUAGAAAAAAAAAAAAUUAAAUGAAUCAGUAAGAAAACAUUCGCGGCCUUUGGCAUACGUUUGGAUGCAGAACCGAUGAUGAAUGAGCUUGCACGGAAUCCCGUGCGAUCUCCAUGGUCCCCCGGACUUGACGAUAGAAAACCCGGCAAUGAUACGAAAGAACUCUUCUUCUUGGAGAGUUUCGAUCCUGAUGAUGGACAGACAAUGAGGUGCCGCAAAGUAGUCCGAUGGACAAAAAUAUGAAUGGAUGAAAGGAAAGGAAAAAAGAAAAGAAUGAGAAUGAGAUAAUCGUCAUGAGAGACUUACGGCAUCUCGGUAUAAUCUAGUGAACUGUCUGUUCCACAAUAUAUAUAUAUACAUACAUAUAUGUAUAUAUAUAUAUAUAUAUAUCACAAAAAGAAUAAAAAAUAAAAUAAAAUAAACGAAGAAAAGAUAAAGAUGAAGAAGAUAAAAGAAGAAGAAUAAGAAGUCGAAGGAGAAGAAAGGCGCUAUUAAAUAAGACGACCUAGGAAGUGGCAGCGGCGUUGUAGGAGCCGUUGUUCGAGUACGGCUUUACAAGCAAAAACCGUUGGUUUGUUUUCGAUCGGGUUUUAAUUUUUUAAUGAAAUAAUCUCACGACGAAUAUCGCGUACGAUCGAGAUCGCUGAUUUCAAAUCGAAAAAAAGGGCGAAUGACGUAUGUGUAUAUUCGUGGCAGUGUGUAUCGUAAGUGCGCAGCAUAUGAUAAAACCGACAGUCUAGCAGUGCGAGCGCCUCGGCGGCAUUCGCGUCUUCACGCGGUGACCUUGACCGAGCCUCCGUGAUUAAAAACCGGAAUAAGUUGUUUCAAUGUCCACUAUAUAAAUGAAGAGCCAUAGUCGUUAUAAGGCGGUGACUCCAACCUCGAUAUCGUCGACGACCGAACAAAUCCGUCCUUAAUUUCGAUUUUAUCUAAUUUUAAUUCGAAUCUAAACUGACGAUCCAAUAAAUUCGAAUGCAAUUUGAUGAAGCUUAAUACAUCGUGUAACAAAAUUUAAAAUCGACUUUUGGAAAAAUUCUCGAUCAGUGAGCGAUAACAUAUCAAAAUUUAGGUAUACUAAUAUAUACCAAAAGAAAAUAAUAUAUUUGGCGCGAAAAGAAAAAUAGCAGGAGAAGGAGGAGGAAGAAGAAAAAGAAGAAAAAAAAUUUCGCCCACUAUCCAGGACGGAUAAAAAUCGUAUCAUAUCGCUUGGGAAAAAAUAUUAGCAAAAAUAACAUCCAAAGGAGUGGCAACUGCCUUUUUCAUUCGGACGACCAAUAACAACUGCGAUUCUCGACGAUGACGAGCGUUCGGAGUCAUUGCGUGGGUCCGUCACUGAAGGCCUCGUGAUUCUGACGAACGCGGUGCCUUCGUGACGGGCGAUACUCUUUUUCAAAAUAUUCUCCAAGUUUUCGUUAAUGAGAAUGUGUUUUUUCUCCCUUGUAUCCCUUAGUGAACCCUCUCCAUUCGUAUCCGAGGUGAAAGACCGAGUCCGAUCGCAAAACAAUACGAUUUAGAGACAAUCAAUCAAUCAGACGAUAGACGUAUCAAACAAAUGAGUAUAAAAAAAAAAGCAUACACACAGAAAAAACAAACGGAUAAAACAUAAAUAAGGCCUAAAAUGAAAUCGAUGAUGACACAUAACCGUCCGUUGAGUGGGUGCCUUCGUCAGGGUUUUCCGUUACAUUAAACGAACGUUUUCAAGUAUAACUCACAAUUAGUAGUGUUAUGGUAGAACAGUAAUUACAGUGUACCGCAGUAAACAAUUAACUAAGUAAGUAUACAGGAAGCACGUGGUCUUUUUCAGUGUCUACAGUAUCGUCGUACACCACCGUGCAGUGGAACGACCGGAAACACCGGAUUCAUUUCGCGUGCAGUUCCCUUCCCGCCAAUUUCACCUCUUACCCUCCAUCGUCAUUACUAAUCCAAAAAAAAUUCACUAAGCAGGUCGAUUCAAUUCAGUAAAUUCACAAAAUGACGGAUGGAUCGAAAAUUUUGAUCGAAAGGAAAAUACUUCGAAAUACCCUCCCAUCUACCCGUCCUACCGAAUCCGUCGUUUCGACGCCAUCCACCGUCCGCGAGAUCAGAGAUACAAUCAGCAUUUAACAGAUAAAUAUGAUAAUAAGUGUACUAAGUGUCCGUAGUUUAGCCAACGUGUACAUUGUAUACUCCAAUAGAGGAAAGGAAGGGAAAGAAGUUGGAUGGAUAUAGAACAAGAAAAGGAACAAUUUUAUAAAUAAAAUAGAUAGUUUAGAGAGGAGAAAGAGCGAGAGAUAGAGAAAGAGGGAGAUAGGGAGAGAGGAAGAGAGAGAUAAGAAGAGAGAGAGAGAGAGAGAGAGUGAGUUUAAAAACGAUUGCACGGUGGAGCCAUAUUUAACCAAUCAAUAUGAUUAAUUAAUAACAGUACCGUAACCAUUUGUCAAGUCGACUUAAUUAACAGUUAAGCAGAAUGCAUACGUAUACACUUGCAUACAUACAUACAUGCAAACAUACAUACACACACAUACAUACACAGGAACACGUGUAAUUACGUAAAAAACGUAUCCACGUAUCCAACGUGUAACACACAACAGGAACACGAGCACGAGA